AUGUAGGAGCCGGCAACUCUGGAUUAGAUGAUCUAAGUUUAACAGCGCUUGAAACUUAUCAUUGUUGGGGUUUUUGUGAGUAAAUUAGAAGAAUAUCAAUUUCUCUACUCUUUUUUUGAAGAUUUUAUAUAUUUAAAGCAGAUUUUGGCUAAAAACCCGCCCCUCCGCUGACGCGCACAGACAUCAUCAGUUCAUCGCUGCUUCAUUCAUCCUCCGACCUCUGCAGAUCUUGAAACCAUGGCUUUGAGGGGACCGUUUUCUCGUCUUCUCAGGGCCCAGCUGGGCCACACGGGCCAGCAGAGCCGAGCCCAGUCCGUGGCGGUGCUGGGGGCCCCGUUUUCCCGAGGACAGAAACGCGCCGGCGUGGAGCACGGACCCAGAGUCAUCAGAGAUGCGGGGCUGAUCGAGCGCUUAUCCAGCCUGGACUACUCGGUCCACGACUUCGGUGACCUGAGCUUCAGCCACCUGGAGCAGGACGAGCCGUACAUGGACGUGAAGUUCCCCCGCUCCGUGGGCGGGGCCAACCAGCUACUGUCGGGGGCCGUGAGCCGAGCCGUGGGGGCCGGACACACCCUGGUCAUGCUGGGGGGAGACCACAGCCUGGCCGUGGGCUCCGUGAGCGGCCACGCCCGCCAGUGUCCAGACCUGGGGCUGAUCUGGGUGGACGCCCACGCAGACAUCAACACGCCCAUGACGUCGCCGUCGGGGAACCUGCACGGCCAGCCGGUGGCCUUCAUGCUCAAGGAGCUGCAGGACAAGAUGCCAGGCAUCCCCGGGUUCCAGUGGGUGAAGCCGUUCCUCUCCUCCAGAGAUCUGGUCUACAUCGGCCUGCGGGACGUGGAUCCCGGCGAGUAUCACCUCCUGAAGGACCUGGGUAUCCAGUACUUCACCAUGAGAGACAUCGACCGGCUGGGCAUCCAGAGGGUCAUGGAGGUCACGCUGGACCACCUGCUGGCCAGGAAACAGCGAGCGAUCCACUUGAGCUUUGACAUCGACGCCUUCGACCCGUCUCUGGCUCCGGCCACGGGAACCCCGGUGAACGGAGGGUUGACCUACAGGGAGGGAAUCUACAUCACAGAGGAGAUCCACAACACAGGUCUGCUGUCGGCCAUGGACCUGGUGGAGGUGAACCCGGUUUUGGGCGCCAGCCGCGAAGCCGUGGAGGCCACGGCGUCCCUGGCGGUGGACGUGAUCGCGUCGUCGCUGGGCCAGACGCGGGAAGGCGCCCACGCCUCGGCCGACGGCAUCCCGGCCCAGAAGAAGGACACGGAGCAGCUCUGCCUCUGAGAGCGCCGGCCCGCCGACGGCCCGACCAUUCCACCGCUUCACCCCUCCCCGUUAGCCUCGGCCGCGGACGCCACGGAGAGACACCUAGGCGGAGGUUUCCCGGCGGCGCGCCGAGGCGUGGAACUAGAAGCACUUAUAGAUGGUAUUAAUCACUGAUGUGUGUGUCGCUACCAGAACACGACCCGUCCUGCUGCUGCACGCGUCUCGUGAGUUCGGCCUCAGAGGCGUGAAAAGGUUUGACGUCUUGCCGUUUUUUCCCCCCCCGCCGGCGGUCCGGUCCAGUGCCGACCGGACCAGACCGGUUGGAACCGGUUGGGGGCGGAGCCAGUUAGAUGAAGACUAGAAAAAAACGUCACCUUUCAUCCUCGGACCAGUUGUGGUUACUGUAAUUUUUGUUUUAGAGUUUACUUUUGUAUUUUUACUUUGGAUUGACCAGGACAUGCACGAGAAUACACGUGCAUGAAUGUUUUAAUGCAUCAUUAAAUAAAAUGUAAAAGAAAAAAAAAAACCUUAAAAAAAAGAAGGGAAAAAUCCAGUUUGCGCUGAAAUAAUGACGAUAAAAAAAGAAAACUUGAGCUGGUUGUUGUUCUUUAUCUGACGACAUUAAAGAGAUUUUAUGUAGCUUCUUUGUU
Cololabis saira (Pacific saury) is the source of this 1919-nucleotide messenger RNA. It is a transcript of the gene arg2, whose product is annotated as arginase 2. NCBI's taxonomy places the organism in Eukaryota, Metazoa, Chordata, Actinopteri, Beloniformes, Belonidae. Gene Ontology annotation, molecular function: arginase activity; manganese ion binding. The record is from RefSeq and is a predicted model, not a curated record. The transcript has 8 exons. Gene Ontology annotation, cellular component: mitochondrion; cytoplasm. Bases 238 to 1287 code for a protein of 349 amino acids.